CAAUGGCUUACAGUGCAAGUGAUCGUGAGGCAACAGCUAGGCAACCAGCUCCAAGCAGAAGAGUAACAGUCACUGUUCUGCCACCAGGGUUUAUGAGUACGAGUGGAUGUAUGCAAACAGGAAGUACAACUUCUGACACGACUCGUACUCCUGCUCCGACACCACUAACACAAUCUCAAAUUUUGUACCGAGUAAAGAUCAUCAACCCGGCAAAAAAAACAGACAUGGUUGUUAGAGACAUGAGGACUUUUCAUAGCCAUUUCUCAUCUAUGACAGAUAUGAAGGUCAGGUUAAUGGAAGAAUUCAAGAGUCAAGUACCAGCAACAACAUCAUUUUCAAUGGGUUACUUUGCUGGCCGCCCAUCUGCUAAAUAUUGGAUUUACACAGAAGAAGAUUUAGCUUCGAUGUAUAGCAAGUCUAUCACUCAAGAAAUUAUGUUGUGGUGUGAUGGCCGAAAUGUUACUGAUAGUGAAACUCCAAAUCCUAAGCGGCGAAAGACUGGAGAAGGGUGUUUGUCAAGAAGAGAGGAAAAGGAGCUUGAGGUAGAAGAGUUAACAAAAGAAUUGAAGGAACUGAAUAAAGAAAAAUUAAAUUUAAGCGAAGUGCAGUACCGUCUGUGGGCUCGCAUGAUUACAACAGGGAUCCAUUCAAGUAAAGAUACACCUCCACAAGUCCCUAUGAUUACUGGUAUUACUCCAAAAAGGAAACAAAGAAAGGAUGACUUGACAAUGUCAGAUACUAUUGCGAGCACUGCGGCAGCCGUUGUUAAGGCAAUAAAUUGUGUUUCUCCAGUCACCCAAUCAGCUACUAUUCAACAGACUAUUUUAGAUUCAUGUACACCUACCAGACGUUCAAACGAUUUAUCACAAUUGGGAAUUCCCCCUGGUAAAGCCUCUGAAAUACGUGGAAAAUCCUUUGGACAGCUAAGCACUCUCAAACAGUUGUAUGAUGACUGUGUCUUAACACAAGAUGAGUUUGAAGAGCAAAAGCGAGAUAUUUUAUUCGGACUGAAAAGGCUUCAGUGACAUGAAUAUAAUGUACUUGCAACUUAGUAUGUUGUAUAAUUAUGUUAUUUAUGCCGUUUUGUUAUUUGUACAUAAUAAUUAGUGUUUGUAUUCUAGUAUAUUCCUAUACUUGAAAUCCAGGCUUGACAAUCUGCUACUGUUAUUGUUGAAAAUGCAUAUAAUACAAUAGUUUCAAUAUCAUCGAUUGCUUGCAUUUCUGUUUCCAAUGAUCUCAUCAUAUACUUGACUUUCGAAAAAGCUAGUUCUAUGGGAUUAAAAUCCGGUGAGUACGGAGGCAGGUAAUGACUGACCGAUCCAGCAUCACUGAUAACUUGCUCAACUUCAGGCACAUGGUGGAUGGAACAGUUAUCCAUGAUGACAAUACUAUUUUCGUUAGUACCGUUGAAUGGCAAAAGAUGAGGAAAAAGGGAA
Molecule: messenger RNA, 1436 nt
Organism: Halichondria panicea
Lineage: Eukaryota; Metazoa; Porifera; Demospongiae; Suberitida; Halichondriidae
Exons: 2
Coding region: 3-1025 (340 amino acids)
Source: RefSeq, a predicted model, not a curated record